Saprolegnia parasitica CBS 223.65 is the source of this 5028-nucleotide messenger RNA. RefSeq lists its product as hypothetical. The transcript has 16 exons. NCBI's taxonomy places the organism in Eukaryota, Oomycota, Saprolegniomycetes, Saprolegniales, Saprolegniaceae. Gene Ontology annotation, cellular component: Swr1 complex. The coding region runs from base 1 to 5028 and encodes 1675 amino acids. Gene Ontology annotation, molecular function: histone binding; ATP hydrolysis activity; ATP-dependent chromatin remodeler activity. The record is from RefSeq and is a predicted model, not a curated record.
AUGGACGAGAAAGAUUCUCCGAGGAGCGACCACAGCUCUGUCGCGUCGUUCGGGUCCAUCGAUACGGAUGACGCUGACCUCAGGACGGCAAAGACACGUGGAAGCUUGUCGCGAUCGAAGCGUAGCGCCAUCGGACUGCGCACAGCCGCAGCGCGGAAGCGACGGAAGCUGGAGUCGGCAGUUGUCUCGCCGGAGAGCCCGCUACCCGAUGACGCGAGUGCAGACGAAGUAGAAGCCCUGCAGCAAGCCAAACAAGCUAUCGUGGACCAGCUGGAGGCGCUCGACCGCGUUGCGCCCGCAUCGCCGUUGUCGGUGGUCGACGGGGCCGUGACGACCGCGGCUCCUCCGGUCGUACUGAGCCGCCAAACAAGCCGAGCAACACUGCCAAACGCGCUGCAAACGGACGCCACUGCAAGUUUCCGGCACUGGGACUUUCUUCUCCAAGAAAUGCAGUGGAUGGCGACGGACUUUACGCAGGAGCGCAAGUGGCGCUUACGGAAGGCAAAGACGCUAUCGGUCUCUGUGCUCAGCCACCACAACAAGAAAGCAACGGCUGCAACACGCUCAUCCCAGCAUGAAGAAGCGCACCGAAAGCGUUUAGCGGCCAAGAUUGGCCGCGACAUCAAGAAGUUUUGGCUCCAGAUCGACAAGGUCGUCGCACAUCAGUUCAAGGCCGCGGAAGAUGCGCGGCAAAAAGAUGAGAUGGAAAAAUACGCCACUGCACUCGCGACGACGUUCGCGCUGCCAAUGGACGCCGAUAUGUCGGAAGGAAGCGACGACGAAACGACGGACGAGCAUUCGCCGCACAACGACGCCGACUCGGAUGGUGACUUCGUCAUGCAGGGUGACGACGUCGCUGAUGACGAAACGACCAUUGCCAUCGAAGAGGCUGUCCAGUCUGCCGAAGACACGGCGCUUGAGCUCGCGCUGCUUGAUGAAGAAGGACAACUCUCAAUUGACGAGCUUCGGAAGCGCUAUGCUGCUAUGGCAAGUUGUGCCACCGGCUCGCCCGUGGGGGUACACCAUGUCGCAUACGGCAACACUCAAGUCGGUGACCGUGACGGUGACGACGAAGACUUCUCAUUGGGCAGCGACAGCGAUGAUGACGACGAGACGACGAUCGCGGUCGAAGAGGCGGCGCAGUCGGCGCAAGACACGGCAGAAGAGCUUGCUGAGCUAGAGGUCGACGCCAACCUCUCGAUCGAUGAGCUGCGGGCCAAAUACGCAUCCGCGGGGGCAACAUCGGAUGUUGCUGUAUCGGACGAUGGUGACUUUGAAAUGGAGACCGAGUCUCUAGACGACGAGUCGACGAUCGCGAUCGAAGAAGCGGCGCAGUCGGCGCAAGACACGGCAAAAGAGCUCGCUCAAUUAGAGGCUGACGCGGACAUUUCCAUUGAGGAGCUGCGCGCGCGUUACGUUGCAGUCGUCGAGGCUGCGUCAGAGAGCGGAUUGAACGACAUCGACUUGGACACCGCGACCGAAUAUGUCGACGACGAGAUGGUGAUCGCAACCAAGCAGGCUUCGCAUUCGGCGCCAGAUCCAACAGGCAUACGCGCGCAGCUGCCAGCAAGCACCAAUUCGUCGGGAGAUGUGCACGCAGCCCAGGCGUCCGCUACGAGCAUCCAUGCCGCGGUCUCACAAACGGAGCAAGGUCUUUGGGAUGCGGUUGGCGUCGUGCGCCCAUUUUUGCUGCGCCCGUCCCUGCAUCUUCGUGCAUACCAGACGGCAGUAGGCGUUGCGUGGCUGCUCUCGCUGGCGCACAACCGCAUGAAUGGCAUCUUGGCGGAUGAGAUGGGCCUCGGAAAGACGAUCCAGACCAUUUCUAUGCUGGCGGCGCUCGCGACGGAAGGGUAUGUGAUCUGGGGGCCCCACCUCAUUAUCGUGCCGACGUCGUGCAUUCUCAACUGGGAGAUGGAGCUAAAGCGCUGGUGCCCCGCGUUCAAGAUCAUGGCCUACUAUGGCAGUGCCAAGCGGCGAAAAGAUCUGAGAAAUGGGUGGUCCAAGACAAACGCCUUCCAAGUUUGCAUUACGUCGUACCAGCUCGUGGUCGCAGACGCACCGUGCUUCAAGCGCAAGAAAUGGUACUACCUCAUUCUGGACGAAGCCCACAACAUCAAGAACUGGAAGUCCCAGCGCUGGCAAACGCUCCUGACGUUUAACACGCAGCGUCGACUUCUUCUCACAGGCACGCCGCUGCAAAACAAUCUCAUGGAGCUCUGGUCGCUCAUGCACUUUUUGAUGCCACACCUCUUCCGGUCACGGGCACAGUUCACGUACUGGUUCAACAACCCGCUCAACGCAAUGGUGGAAGGUGAAGCGGCCGUGAACGCGUCGCUCGUUGCGCGACUUCAUCGCAUCAUCCGUCCCUUCGUCUUGCGCCGCCUGAAGAAAGACGUGGCCAAGCAAAUGCCAGGCAAGUUUGAGCACGUUCUGAUGUGCCCCCUCUCCAAGCGGCAGACGUUCCUCUACGAAGACUUCAUGGCCCGCUCGAGCACGCGCAAGGCCAUGACGGGCGGCAAUUUUGUCGGCAUGAUGAACGUCCUCAUGCAGCUGCGCAAGGUGUGCAACCACCCAGACCUGUUUGAGCCGCGACCAAUCACCUCGCCGUGGGACGUGCCACCGCUGACGCUCUUGUACCCGCUCUCGACCAGUGUCCUUGCCAAAGACCUGCCACCGUGUGUUCCUCUUCUUGAAGCCAGCGGCGUGACGAAGCGCCUCUUGCAGUCGUCAACUUUCGUUGUUGAUGACGUGUCCUUGACGCCAUCAAACGUACCGCACAGUGCCCACCCGCUGGUCAAAGCGUUCAUGGCGGAGCAUGUCGCUCUGUUGGCGGUUGCGCGCGAGGCUAAGAUGUCAACGCUGGUGGCGAUCAACCGGCGUCGUUGCCAGAACCAUGUGCCGCUUCUGACUCAUGAGAUGCUUCACGCGUGCACGCUGCCGCAACUCAUUUCGGCGGCGAUGGACGUUCACGCUCGGCCAGACGCAGCUUCAGACGCGCUGCAGACAUUGGUGGUGUCCGGACGCCGCCGAUUUAUAGCGCUCGCAUCGUUGCUACCCCACGUGCUAUGUUACGUUCACGCCGUGCGCACGCGUUCAGUUCAAGUCGACGUUUCGGGCCGCUUACAGCUGGGCGCGUCCGCGAGGCUGAAGUCUGGGCCGAGACUUCCGCUGCGCUCGAUGCUGAACAUUCUCGAGGUCUUUCUCAACAUCCACGGGCACACGUACUUCCGCCUCGAUGGUUCGACACCAGUCGAGAAGCGGCAGCGACUCAUGGACCGAUUCAACGCAGACGAGAAGGUCUUCUGUUUCAUCUUGUCGACACGCAGCGGCGGUCUCGGCAUCAACUUGACGGGCGCGGACACGGUCAUCUUUUACGACAGUGACUGGAACCCAGCGAUGGAUGCACAGGCCCAAGACCGCGCACACCGUAUUGGCCAGACGCGGGACGUGCACAUCUACCGCCUUGUAUCCGAGCACACGGUCGAGGAGAACAUCUUGCGCAAGGCGCAGCAAAAGCGUCAUUUGGACGAUCUUGUCAUGGCGGAGGGGCAAUUCACAACAGAGUACUUCACGAAAGCAAGCCUUCGUGACCUCGUCGCGCAUGAGGCAAUGCGUGACACGACGGACGGCGACGACGAGGCGCUGGAUAUGUCAGUGGUCGAAAGUGCGAUGGCCCAAAUUGAAGAUGUCGAAGACGUAGCGGCAAUGCAGGCCACCAAGGCGGCUCAGCGAGUUGAGAAGGAGGAAGACGAUGCUGGCUUUGACGAUGACAUUGCUGACGCAGCCACGAUCUCGGUCGACACGGAAACCGACACUGCACUGCUGCAAGGUGUGAUGGAAGAGCAACUUCGGCCCAUCGAUCGUAUGGCGAUCAGCUUCCGCACGCACAUCGACCCAAUGUUUGUGGCUCUGCCCACCGUCUCGAUGGAGUCGAUUCACGCGCAAGACGAGCUCGAGCUCGAGCGCAUCGAGGCCGAGAAGAUCGUCGAAGAAGAGUCCGUCAUCGAAGACGGCGACCUUAUUGUCGCAGAAACGCCAAUUACGUUGUCCGUGCAGCAACAAGUGUAUCAACAAGAACGCCAACAACUGCUUCGAGCUCGGCGCCUUCGCGCCAUCUCGGGCACGGCGUGGAAGAUGCUAACCUGUGUCAAGUCGUCGCUGCCUUUUUACCUGAAUGAAGACACGCGGGAGGCGCAGUGGGAGUGCCCGCGAAUCUUGCUGAAAAACCAAGAGGACCGCACGGCCCGAGACGGGGGCUAUGCGAGCCUCCCGGUCGACGUGCUCGCUCGCAUUGCUGUUUUUACUGCACCAUUGGAACGUUUGACAUCGAUGGCUCGCGUUUGCAAGUCGUGGUCGCAGUUGGCACUUCACUCGCAGUUCUACGUGCGGUUGCAUUCAGAGGCAGGAGUCGAACGGCUCUCGACGCUGCUUUCUGGUGACACGGUGGUGCUGGGCAGUGGUAUCCACCGAGUCCCACACACGGUCACCAUUCGAGCGCGCGUUCGCCUCCUCGCGCCUCUCAACGGUGGUACAUCCACAAUGCUUCUGGCGCCUGGCGCUCAGCUCCAGUGGCAAGCCAACGGCGGCGAGAUUCGUGGUCUUCACAUCGGCCGGGCGGAGUCGGGAAUCGUCGUGGCCGGUGGCUCUGCGGUCGUCGUGGCCACCAAGCUGCGCAACCAUGGUCAGUGUGGCGUGACAGUUCUGCAUGGCACAGGCAUCUUCCGGAAAAACACGCUUGAACGCAACCGCCGGUACGGCAUCCGCCUGCUUACUGGCACACAACUCGCGACCGUCGAUGGUAACCGGUUUAUUGGUAAUGGCUGCGGCGCCCUUGAUCUCGAGCACUCGAGUCGACGCAUCAUCGUGCGCCAGAGUCAAAUACUUCCCGACGACGCUCCGAUUGUGUCAAAGCCUCAUGCUCACCAAGCCGUCAAGUUGCAAGGCUUGCGUCUCGAGGAUGUGUGCCGGGACAAACCAAUAAAGGAGGUGCGCAAGAAGAUGAUCAAGGCGCCCACGGCCCAGGUGUAA